Messenger RNA from Symphalangus syndactylus (siamang), 2153 nucleotides. RefSeq names its product musculin (gene MSC). Gene Ontology annotation, molecular function: DNA-binding transcription factor activity, RNA polymerase II-specific; RNA polymerase II transcription regulatory region sequence-specific DNA binding; protein dimerization activity. The record is from RefSeq and is a predicted model, not a curated record. Gene Ontology annotation, biological process: regulation of transcription by RNA polymerase II; skeletal muscle tissue development. Lineage: Eukaryota; Metazoa; Chordata; Mammalia; Primates; Hylobatidae.
ACACAGACAUGCUGAAGGUCCGUCGGGCUUCAGAGCCCAAAUCUCGGCUCUGCAGAGACGUCCCCUUCCCCCGCCUCCACCAACCGCUCUCCUGCAUGCAGAAAAGCGGUCCCCACCCCUUCCACGCCCCUGCCCCACCUCUCGCCCCCCUUUACAACCCCCUCUUCUUUGCCCGGGGUGGUUUGUUCCAAGGAGUACAGAUAGUCUUGUCAAAAGGCGCAACUCACGGCGGUGCGCGCGGAUGCUGAACUUGGGCGCCAACUUGUAGUCCACGCUCCCCGGGGUCAGCGGAGGGGCGCUCACGCUCUCGCCGCCCACCUCGCUUUCUCACCCCGCGCUUCCCGGCCUGGGUUUUUAGUCUUUCUCGGAGCGCUCUCUGGCCUCCGCCUCCGCCAGGGAGCGGAAGGCGGAGACAGCGAGACUGGCCAGGGGGUAGGAAAGCGGACGCGUGUGGGCGAGGGGGACCGCGGGAUGUCCACGGGCUCGGUGAGUGAUCCGGAGGAGAUGGAGCUUCGGGGGCUGCAGCGGGAGUACCUGGUCCCCGCCUCCAAGAGGCCGCCCCUCCGCGGCGUAGAGCGCAGCUACGCCUCGCCCAGUGACAACUCGUCGGCAGAGGAGGAGGACCCCGACGGCGAGGAGGAGCGCUGCGCUCUGGGCGCAGCCGGCAGCGCGGGAGGCUGCAAGAGGAAGCGGCCCCGUGUGGCUGGGGACGGCGGCGCAGGUGGCAGCGCGGGCGGUGGUGGCAAGAAGCCCCUCCCGGCCAAGGGCUCCGCCGCAGAGUGCAAGCAGUCGCAGCGGAACGCGGCCAACGCCCGCGAGCGCGCCCGGAUGCGCGUGCUGAGCAAAGCCUUCUCCAGGCUCAAGACCAGCCUGCCCUGGGUGCCCCCCGACACUAAGCUGUCCAAGCUGGACACGCUCCGGCUGGCUUCCAGUUACAUCGCUCACCUGCGGCAGCUGUUGCAGGAGGACCGCUAUGAGAAUGGCUACGUGCACCCAGUGAACCUGACAUGGCCAUUCGUGGUCUCGGGAAGACCGGACUCUGACACCAAAGAAGUUUCCGCAGCCAACAGACUAUGUGGAACCACGGCUUAAAUCGGACUGGAACUCACUUGAUGGGAUUAUUCGUUAAAUGCGAGUGUUUGGGGGCCACGGAGAGAAGGGAGAGCUCGUGAGAUGGGAAGAAGUUUCCGUUGGAUUCUCCUUGACCCUUCCCCUUUCCCUGGAACUGUGAUCACGACAGGUGGCGGGCGUGGCUGUCACUGCGCAGCGCCCACAGCUGCAGCUGCGGCGGAUCUGGGCGAGCACGUUUUGCCUCUCCAGAAAGAGCCUCCUUUCGUGACGAGAGCGCGGACGCAGGUCCACCCCCGGGCCCCAUCUCCGUAGACUAACUGUGGGCUGCUGCCCCCGCCCGCGCCAGACAGAUCCCCUCUCAGCGGAGCCGGAUUCAUCGCACACGUGCGGGGCGGUUGCACACAGCCCGGGCCUUUCGCGGUGACACAAUGGUUAGGGAACGGUUAGAACGCGCUCUACAUCCGCUUUAAAGACAGGAGUCUAGACGUGAGAUCCGCGGCGGGACAGGGUUUUAAGCGACAAAGAAGGGCGAGUGGCUUCUCUGGGCCAGGUUCGCAUCCCGGCACAGCGCCCUUCUAACGGGCGGGAGGAGGCCCGCUGCUCGCAGGGCCAGGUGGAGACACACUUCCCAGACCACCGCAGGCGGGUUUUGCCCGGAGAGCUCUGGGCCGCUCGGCCUCCCUGCCAGAUGGCUUCUUCAUUCCCGUCUCCUUCCCAAGCUCCCGGCUUUUUCUAACCAGGCGUGUGUCCACCCUCUCCACUUCGGGGCUGAAGCCUCCCCAAGCCCCGCUGCGCCAACCUGGCUGGGGUCUUCUUCGGGCCUCCCUCUCCGCCCCGCGCCUGCUCCUACCUGCAGCACCCCCAGCUCCGACUCCAGACUCUCCAUCAGGCCUCCCCACUCCAAGCUCCGGGCGCCCCAACUCCAACACCGCCUCCUGCCGCGCGCGCAGGGUGGGCGGCUUACCAUAGCAAGUGAUCCUGCGAUAGGGAACGCGCCCUUGCCUCGAGGCUGCACUACCACAGGAAAUAACAUGUAAAUAAAUUUAUUUUUUUAUGAAUAAUAAAACGCGUUGUAAAAACUG